CCUGGGUUCGCCGUGACACAAGUUUGUUUUCGUAUUCCUGGUCGUUUUAGUUAGAUUUUUAUUUGUGUGCGUUUAGGGGAAAAGGACGAUAACUGGACUGCUCCCUGAAAUUCGGGAAUUCGCUAAAAAAGUAAAUGGAAGUGCUGCUUAUUUUCCACUAGGAGUAACAAUGGUGAUACAAUGAUCCAACAUCUUAAGUGAAUUGUUGUGUGAGAUGUGGAGUCGCUUCGUCAAUAACAUUAUAGUGCGGGACAAUACUCUUCUCGGUCUACUCUGGAUCCUCUCAUUUCUCACACUCUCCGGAACCUUCGACCACCCUCCUCGUCUCCGCAUGAUCGACUCCUACUCCGGAAGUACCAUGGAGCAUGAGAUCAAGCUACGUCAUCGUCACAGGAAGAUUCCUGAGGACCUUAAGAUGGAGUUUCUGGCUAAGAACUUCCGUUCUCUCUUGGAAGAAGGUCCGACGCCGGUAGUGGAGAAACCUCUAUGGCCGGUCAAGAGGGAGGCGGUUUUGGAGGGAGAUCUCAUUCUUGGCGGUCUGAUGAUGGUACAUGAACGCUCAGACACAGAGACCUGUGGACCCGUCAUGCCUCAGGGUGGGAUACAAGCACUAGAGACCAUGCUGUACACCCUUGAUGUCAUAAACUCACAAGGUCUCUUACCUUUCACUCUUGGUGCUCACAUCCUAGACGACUGUGACAAAGACACAUAUGGCCUUGAGAUGGCUGUGGACUUUAUAAAAGGGUCCAUCAGCAACAUAGACGACGCAGAGUAUCAUUGCAACAAGAGCACCAUAAGGAAGGUGAUAUCAGGGGUGGUGGGAGCAGCUUCAAGUGUAACCUCCAUUCAGGUUGCAAACCUUCUCAGACUCUUUAAAAUACCUCAGGUAUCUUUCUGGUCUACAUCUCCAGAGCUGAGCAACAAGCAGAGGUUCGAAUAUUUCUCCAGAACCAUUCCCUCAGACCAUCACCAGGUCAAGGCUAUGGUGGAGAUUGUCAAGAAACUAGGAUGGAGCUAUGUUUCAAUCGUGUAUGAAGAGUCCAACUAUGGGAUCAAGGCGUUUGAGGAGUUAGAGUUGCUGCUAUCUAAAUCGAACAUCUGCAUCGCAGUGAAGGAGAAGUUGACCAAGGAUUCAGGAGUGGCUGAAGAAACCGCUUAUGACAAUGUAGUACAGAGACUACAGACCAAACCUAGGGCUAAAGGAGCCAUAAUCUUCGCCUCGGACCAGGAGGUGGCGGGUUUGAUGAGAGCUGUCCGUCGUUGUAACGCCACCGGAAGCUUCUCCUGGAUAGGCAGCGACGGCUGGUCAGCAAGGUCGUUAGUUUCCGAGGGAAGUGAACCAGAAGUGGAGGGAACCCUCAGUGUACAGCCCCAGGCCAACCCUGUGAAGGGGUUUGACACAUACUUCCUCAACCUCACUGUUGAGAAUAACAAAAGAAAUCCGUGGUUUGUUGAGUUCUGGGAGGACCACUUCCAAUGCCGCUACCCCAACAGCUCCAACACCCCCUACAACCGCAAGUACACCACUACCUGCGACCCUUCCUACAGACUUCCACAGGACACCGCGUUUGAGAAUCAGCUGCAAUUCGUCAGCGACGCUGUAAUGGCCUUUGCUAUAGCUCUGCGUGAUAUGCAUGCAGCAUUGUGUCGUGACCAGUUGGGACUCUGUCCUGCCAUGAAGCCUACCAACGGACCUGAUCUCCUGCACUUCUUGCAUGGCGUCACUUUUACUGGAUUGUCAGGGGAUGGGUUCCACUUCGACGCCAACGGAGACGGUCCUGCUCGCUACAACAUCAUCCACUUCAAGCAAAUAUCUCCUGGGAACUUCCAGUGGGUCCAUGUUGGAGAGUAUGUAGAAGGAGAACUUACAUUGAACAUGUCAGAUGUCCAGUUCAAGCUAGGACAGCCUCACCCCCCGGAGUCCGUGUGUAGUUUACCGUGUCAAGUAGGACAAGCCAAGACUUAUGUAGAGGGAGAAAGUUGUUGUUGGCAUUGCUUCAACUGUUCUACUUAUCAGAUCCGCCACCCUCUAGAUGAGACCAAGUGUAUCUGGUGCCCCUGGGGUACAAAGCCUGACACUCAGCACCAGUUCUGUCUGGACAUUCCCGAAGACUUCCUGCGAGCCGAGAGCGCGUGUGCCAUCGGAGCCAUGAGCUUCUCACUGACAGGGUGUCUCGUAACACUGUUCGUGACCGGAGUGUUCAUACAUCACAACGACACCCCGGUAGUCAAGGCUGCAGGUCGAGAACUGACGUAUGUUCUGUUGGGAGGUCUGCUGCUGUGUUACUUGGUGACGUUCGUGCUGGUGCUGCGGCCCUCGGACAUCGUCUGUGGGGUGCAGAGGUUCGGAGCUGGGUUUAGCUUUACCGUUGUUUACGCCGCAUUGCUGACCAAGACCAACCGUAUCUCCCGUAUCUUCAACGCGGGUAAACGCACCACCAAGCGACCUUCCUUCAUCUCUCCACGCAGUCAGCUGAUCAUCUGCAGCGCUCUCGUCUCCGUACAGCUGCUCAUCAAUGCAGUGUGGAUGGUUGUAUCGACUCCCCGUGCCAUCCACCACUACCCCACCAGGGAGGACAACCUCCUGAUAUGCUCAUCCUACGUGGACGCCUCCUACAUGAUCGCCUUCGGGUAUCCCAUCGUACUGAUUGUCGUCUGCACCGUGUACGCUGUGCUGACCAGAAACAUACCUGAGGCAUUCAACGAGUCUAAGCACAUAGGGUUCACAAUGUACACAACUUGUGUGAUCUGGCUGGCGUUUGUGCCUCUGUACUUCGGCACAGGCAACAACAUGGCUCUGAGGAUCACGUCUAUGUCAGUUACCAUCAGUCUGUCUGCGAGUGUUACUGUCGCUUGUCUCUUCUCGCCCAAGCUGUACAUUAUCCUGAUACGCCCAGAGAGAAAUGUUCGACAGAGUAUGAUGCCUAGUACCAGAAACCGCCACCAGGGUGCCGUCAAGUCAGGUACUAGCGCUAGUGUCGCCGUGGCCGCCGCUCAUGUAGACUCUAUCAUCCCCCCUACAGACGUGACUGUAGUUUCCAAAGCGGAGAAACCUCCGGUGUUGAAGGUGAGCAAAUCUACCCAGACGUUGUCGGACACCCAGACUAACACCCACACCCACACCCACACCCAUCCUGUGACCAACGGCGAACCCAGGGCUGUAUAGCGUCAACCCUCCGUGUCCAAGUGUGUAGGCACUCGAGGACGCUCCAAGAAACAGGCUUUUGUCGAGAGUAACCACAAACCUGUAUUCGUGUAAUGUCUUGUGUAUGAAACCUUAUCCCGAUCCCUUUAAGCAUAGCCACGUCUAAUACAAGGCCUUGAAGUCGGGGUGUGGCAACGUCGCACAGAUACUAAACACAGCAGGCGCUACAUUAUGAAUGAGUGUAAACAGGUGUUUCGUUAAGCCGGCCGUGCGGUGUUGCCGAUUUCAUCUCACCGCGGCCUUUUAUUAGAAAGCGCCAUGCUUUGAGUCUUGCGCUAUUUAUAAUAAUUUGUCGUAGGAUAAUUGUUGAUAAAAGAUACGUUACUUUUAAGUGGUUUACAUGGUCCACAAAGGACUUGAUUGAUUUUGGUAAUAUGUGGUAAGGCCUAUUUUUAAAGUUACUUUAAUUAUUAAGACUGAUGAAAAUUGUAAAUCGUUUUUUUUUCAAUGUAUUAAGUUAUAACUAUUUUGUGUCUGAAAGUCUCGAGAAUUUAAAUAAUUAAUACAACCAUUAAUUAUUAACCUUCAUUAUUGUAUAGCGAACACUUUCAACAACAAAUGGUACGCAGUAUAGCAGUACUCAUUAUUAAUUCUGAUAAACAGCAGUUAAUGAAAAUAAAUUUAAAUCUUUGGGUGCGUUGCACAAAUUAAAAAAUAGUAAAAUCAAAUAAAAAGCAAAAUUAUGUUUUAAAGAUAUACUGUCGAUGAUAUGCCGAAAAUAUGACUAUUACUUAAAAGUUUUAGUAUACAUCAAGUCUCAAUUUGGUAUUUAUAACUUACGACAAAUAUAAUAUCGUUCAUAUCGCAAAUUUGGUUCCAGGUAUAGGAAUUAAACUUUUUGUGAGGUUCUGGUUGCAUAGGUAGAACCACUACAGAUGUUGUUAAUUAGAUAAGAGUUAAAAAUCGUAUCCGAUUAUAUGACAUAUCGCAUAUAAUCAACAAUAUUACUGAUGUUUAAGGUUAACAACGGUGCUCAACUUCUUUACUCGUUAGGAAACUAUAUAGUUUAGUGUACAAUGAACAACAAUUGAUUAAACAUCACAUAGCUAUUUUAUACGUAUUUAUAAUUAUUUCAUUUAGUUUUGACUUUGUAUUCUAUUUACUAUUACUUAUUAGCGUUUAAAGGAAA
Molecule: messenger RNA, 4334 nt
Organism: Macrosteles quadrilineatus (aster leafhopper)
Lineage: Eukaryota; Metazoa; Arthropoda; Insecta; Hemiptera; Cicadellidae
Product: metabotropic glutamate receptor 2-like
Exons: 16
Coding region: 215-3166 (983 amino acids)
Biological process (GO): G protein-coupled receptor signaling pathway
Cellular component (GO): membrane
Molecular function (GO): adenylate cyclase inhibiting G protein-coupled glutamate receptor activity
Source: RefSeq, a predicted model, not a curated record